AAGCAAGAAAUGAUACACAAAUUUCAGAAUUUCUUCUUAUAGGAUUUUCAGAGAAAUUAAAAUUGCAAUUUUUUCUCUUUGGGCUGUUCCUGUCCAUGUACCUGACCACCAUGCUUGGGAACCUGCUCAUCAUCCUGGCCACAAUCUCAGACUCCCACCUCCACACCCCUAUGUACUUUUUCCUCUCCAAUCUGUCCUUUGUAGACAUCUGUCUGGUCUCUACCACUGUCCCAAAGAUGCUGGUGAACAUCCAGACACAGAGUAAGACCAUAACCGAUGCAGGCUGCGUCACCCAGAUGUGCUUCUUUUUAUUUCUUGCAACAUUAGACAUCUUCCUCCUGACUGUAAUGGCCUAUGACAGGUGUGUGGCCAUCUGUCAUCCUCUGCACUACAAGGUCAUCAUGAAUCACAAGCUCUGUGGGCUGCUGGUUCUGAUAUCUUGAAUCAUGAGUGUCCUGAAUUCCUUGUUACAAAGCCUAAUGGUGCUGCCACUGUCCUUUUGUACACACUUGGAAAUCCACCACUUUUUCUGUGAAAUUAAUCAGAUAAUCCACCUUGCCAGUUCUAACAUUUUUAUUAAUGACAUGAUGAUGAAUUUUGCAGCGUUGCUGCUGGGUAGU
Carlito syrichta (Philippine tarsier) is the source of this 620-nucleotide messenger RNA. Its product is annotated as olfactory receptor 7A10-like. Gene Ontology annotation, biological process: G protein-coupled receptor signaling pathway. Lineage: Eukaryota; Metazoa; Chordata; Mammalia; Primates; Tarsiidae. The annotation marks the transcript as partial. The record is from RefSeq and is a predicted model, not a curated record. The transcript has a single exon. Gene Ontology annotation, cellular component: membrane. Gene Ontology annotation, molecular function: G protein-coupled receptor activity; olfactory receptor activity.